Messenger RNA from Empidonax traillii (willow flycatcher), 1868 nucleotides. RefSeq names its product CD14 molecule (gene CD14). Gene Ontology annotation, cellular component: external side of plasma membrane; membrane raft; lipopolysaccharide receptor complex. Gene Ontology annotation, biological process: toll-like receptor 4 signaling pathway; lipopolysaccharide-mediated signaling pathway; positive regulation of type I interferon production. NCBI's taxonomy places the organism in Eukaryota, Metazoa, Chordata, Aves, Passeriformes, Tyrannidae. The coding region runs from base 204 to 1868 and encodes 554 amino acids. The transcript has 4 exons. Gene Ontology annotation, molecular function: protein binding; lipopolysaccharide binding. The record is from RefSeq and is a predicted model, not a curated record.
CGUGGAUCGGCUGCGGGAGCGCCAUCGGCGCUGGAACACCCCCGCGGGCACCGGGGGCUCACCCGGCCCGAGGCAGGGGAGGAUCAGGUGCCGGAGAGAGUUGAGAACUUGAAGUCUUUGGCACCUCAGCCUUGGAUUUGGCAGAGGUUAGAGGAAGCAGCCGUGAGGGAAGGAAGCGUUUCUGAGCCGGCUGGUUGUUCACCAUGAGUGUGGCUGUUCUGCUCCUCCUGGGGCUGGGGCUGCUGGGGGCAGAGGGCAGAAGAAACAGGUGUUACUUCAAGCGCACUCAGGAGCGCUGUGUGUGCUACAACCUGUCCGAGGAGACCGUGGACAGCAUCAUCCAGUGCCUCGCAGCCACUGUGGUGGAGUUUCGGGGGGGAGACCUGGAGAAAUACAUAGACUUCCCCAUCAGGAAGCUGGACAGCUCUGCCAUUGAGAUGCUGGGCUCCCUUAUCAUCGAGAAAGUAAUUAUUGCUGAUGUGCUGGUGCCUGAGAUCCUCCUGGCCCGUGUGUUGAGGUUCUUCUCCUACACCCACGUGAAGGAGCUGGUGUUUGACAGCUGUGUUUUCCAGGGCUCAGGUGACUGGCAUGAAAUGGAUGGCCAGAGCUUGCCCAUAUUGUCCCUGAGCUUCAACAACGUGACAUCUGCCCCGCUGAUGGGCAAUGAACAGGCCUUCUCCAGCCUGAGCACGUGGCUGGAGACCCUGCAGGAGCUGGCUGUCACCAGCUCCCAUGUCACCAGCCUGCCCUGUGCCAUUGGAAAGGUGUUCAGAGCUCUGCACACCCUGGACCUGGCACAAAACAGCCUCGGGGAUGGGAGCCUGACACCUGCCUUCUGUCAGGGAGCUUUCCCUCAGCUCCGGGUGCUGAGUUUGCAGCACAAUAACCUGACGUCCUACCACAGUGUGUGUGAAGGAGUGGAGCUGCUGCAGGGGCUCCAGAACCUCAAUCUCAGCCAGAACAAGCUCAUGGCAGACCCAUCCUCCUCCUGCCAGUGGCCAGCAUCCCUCCGGAUCUUCAACCUGUCCCACACUGGCUUGGAGGAAGUGCUGACACCUCUGCCUCCCAACCUAGAGGUGCUGGACCUGAGCCACAACCACCUCCAUGCCAUGGACAUCUCCCUCAGCUCCCUGAAGAAGCUCUUCCUGAGCCAAAACCUGCUGCAGGCUGUCCCCUCCAUCAGGAAUUACCCCCUGCUGGACACCCUCCACCUGGACAACAACUCCAUCUCGGAGCUGCCGUGGGAUGAGGUGACGCUCCUGGGGCGCCUGCGGGACGUGACUGCAGCCAACAACCCCUACAACUGCUCGUGCUCCGGGGCUGGGGGACUACAGGCACUGGCAGCCAAGGGGCACCUGGGGCAGGGCUGGCCCCAGGACUACACGUGCCAGUCCCCGCCGGGCUACCAGGGCUGGCGGGUGGCGGCCGUGCCGGUGUCGGUGCUGCGGUGUCACCGCGCCGCCGUGGUCGCCCCGCUCUGCGUGGCCCUGGCCCUGCUGGGCCUGGCAGGGAUCCUCUGCCUGCUCAGGGCCAGGAUGGUGGAGGAGGCCACGGAAAUCUCUGUGCCCGAUGCCCAGGCUGCCAUCAGUGCCUAUGCCAGGGGGCUGGGUGCCAUCCCAGCGCUGCUCCAGGGGUGUGCAGGGCAGCCCCUCGCAGAUGGGCGCUCGGUGCAGGGGGCCGGCAGCCUCUUCACUCUCACCGUGGAGCGGGAGCUGGAGGGUGGCAGGUGCCAGCGCUCGGCCCUCAGGAUCCUGGUGUCCCCGGGGGCCACCGGGCCCUGCCCCCGGCUGUACGUACCAGGGCUGAGCUCCCCCUCUGGCUCCCUGUGUGCCUGCUGUGGGCUGGGGGGAUUCCACACUCAGAGGUGA